Messenger RNA from Colossoma macropomum (tambaqui), 665 nucleotides. RefSeq names its product gap junction epsilon-1 protein. Gene Ontology annotation, cellular component: connexin complex. Bases 63 to 665 code for a protein of 200 amino acids. Gene Ontology annotation, biological process: cell communication. The record is from RefSeq and is a predicted model, not a curated record. The transcript is spliced from 3 exons. Lineage: Eukaryota; Metazoa; Chordata; Actinopteri; Characiformes; Serrasalmidae.
GGAGACAGAAGAGGAGUGGAGAGGGGCUCUGUGUGGCUGCUCCUGCAAAGACAGCAGCUGUGAUGGGCAGACCUCAAAAUAAUCUGCUCCGGCCACCAACUGUGAUUGGUCAGUUCCACACCCUAUUCUUUGGCUCUGUGCGUAUGUUUUUCCUCGGGGUUCUGGGAUUUGCAGUUUAUGGCAAUGAGGCUCUCCACUUCAGCUGUGACCCUGACAGGAGGGAGCUGAACCUUUUUUGUUACAACCAGUUUCGACCGAUAACACCUCAGGUAUUUUGGGCUUUACAGCUUGUGACAGUUCUUGUUCCAGGGGCUGUGUUCCAUCUCUAUGCAGCUUGUAAAAACAUAGACCAGGAGGACAUUCUUGAGAAACCCAUCUACACUGUCUUUUACAUCAUUUCUGUUCUUUUGCGAAUCAUCCUGGAGGUGGCAGCAUUCUGGCUGCAGAGCCAUCUCUUUGGAUUUCUGGUUCAUCCUCUGUACUUCUGUGACGCCAGCCCACUGGAAAAGGCCUUUAACUUCACCAAAUGUAUGGUCCCAGAGCAUUUUGAAAAGACUAUCUUCCUCAGUGCAAUGUACUUAUUCACCAUCAUCACUGUGGUUUUGUGUAUUGCUGAGAUUUUCGAAAUCCUCUGCAGAAGGUUCGGCUAUUUGGGCAACCAAUGA